GGCAAUCCGUGCCAAACCGGGCCUAUUGGCUGGCCGCUGCCUGGAAAAGCGGUAUUAUCUUUUCAUGCUAAUAGACGAGGUCACUCGUGUUGUUCGGGCCAACGGGGACGGACGGACGGCGGCGUCCAAGUAGCUAUGCCCGGUGGACGGUAGCAUGAUAGCCGUGCAUGGGAGUCGGCAGGAAGCGUUUUGACUCUCGCCCGCACCGAAGCCACCGAGUCGGUGAGCAGCGUCCGACAUGGGGAAGGAGGUGAACGGCGUUUCCCGGAGCCGCUUUGAGAUGUUCACAAACAGCGACGAGGCAGUCAUCAAUAAGAAGCUACCUAAGGAGCUGUUGCUGCGAAUCUUCUCAUUUCUGGAUGUGGUGACGCUGUGUCGCUGUGCUCAAGUUUCACGAUCCUGGAAUGUCCUGGCGCUGGACGGCAGCAACUGGCAGCGGAUCGACCUUUUUAACUUCCAGCGGGACAUCGAGGGUCGGGUGGUGGAGAACAUCUCAAAGCGAUGCGGGGGCUUCCUGAGGAAGCUGAGCCUGCGGGGGUGCCUCGGCGUGGGCGACAGUGCCCUGAGGACGUUCUCUCAGAACUGCAGGAACAUUGAGCUGCUCAGUUUGAACGGCUGCACCAAGAUCACUGACAGCACCUGUAACAGCCUGAGCAAGUUCUGCCCAAAACUAAAGCACCUGGACCUCGCCUCGUGUACCUCAAUCACCAACCUGUCACUCAAAGCUCUCAGUGAGGGCUGUCCACUGUUGGAGCAGCUCAACAUCUCCUGGUGUGAUCAGGUCACCAAAGACGGCAUCCAGGCUCUGGUUCGGUGCUGUCCUGGACUCAAGGGCCUUUUUCUCAAAGGCUGCACACAGCUGGAGGAUGAGGCACUGAAGCAUAUUGGGGCGCACUGUCCUGAGUUGGUCACGCUCAACCUGCAGACAUGCUCACAGAUCACAGACGAAGGCCUCAUCACCAUCUGUCGAGGUUGUCACCGUCUUCAGUCGCUCUGCGUGUCGGGCUGCGCCAACAUCACAGACGCCAUCUUGCACGCGCUCGGACAGAACUGCCCACGCUUAAGAAUAUUAGAAGUGGCUCGCUGCUCUCAACUUACAGACGUGGGCUUCAUAACAUUAGCGAGGAAUUGUCACGAGCUUGAGAAGAUGGAUUUAGAAGAAUGUGUCCAAAUCACAGAUGGAACACUUACACAGCUGUCAAUAUACUGCCCUCGCUUGCAAGUUCUGAGUCUCUCCCACUGCGAGCUCAUCACCGAUGACGGCAUCCGGCACCUGGGCAGCGGGCCCUGCGCUCACGACCGGCUGGAGGUGAUCGAGCUGGACAACUGCCCACUGAUCACGGACGCCUCGCUGGAACACCUGAAGAGCUGCCACAGCCUGGACCGCAUCGAGCUCUACGACUGCCAGCAGAUCACUCGCGCCGGCAUCAAGAGGCUCCGGACCCACCUGCCUAACAUCAAAGUGCACGCCUACUUCGCCCCCGUGACUCCGCCCCCUUCGGUGGGGGGCAGCCGCCAGAGGUUUUGCCGCUGCUGUGUCCUGCUAUGAUGUAAAAGACGUCCGCCGCCUUCCUUCUUUCACAUGUCACCGGUGUUACACGUUUCCUAUUCCCUGACCUGGGGGCUUAGCCCAAUCAAGCAGUACAUGGCCAUGGGUCCCCGACCCCCCCCCCCCCCCCCCCCCCCCCCCCCCACCCCCCUCACCUUCGGAGCUCCAGAGAGAGAGAGACCAAACAGUGCAGGGUAACACACACACACACACACACACACACACACACACACACACACACACACACGCACACUCCACAGGUUCAUGUUUUUGACUGCAGUAUUACAACGAAGGUAUUGUAAAAAGGCUACAAACACUUAUGAAGGAUUUUUGUGCUUCAUUAGAUGAAGAAUUCAAAAAGAAAUCCAGAAUAUUGCAAUAUUUUGGUUUUAUUAGCUGCUCUGUCUUAAAAAAACAUGUUUUUUUUUAAUUGCUCCAAUCCAGCCCAAAUAUACCAAUUAAUAGGCAACUGUCAUGUGAUAUUUGAGUAUAUUAUUCAAAUUGUACAAUGGCCGACAGCAACAAACGCGCAAGAAACGCGCAGCAAACGUGCAGCAAACACGCAGCAAACGCUCCAAAACCAAAAAUGAUCUCAGAAUGAACAAACACCAAAAAAUGAAUGAAACAAGAAAAUGCUCCCAAUGCAAAAAAGAACCCACAAAACAACUGCUUAACAGCAAUGCUGCAAGUUCAUUUAAAACAUCAGCCCGUGCGGCUAACUUCCUGGUAGCCGUGCUAACUUCCUGGAAGCCUGCACGGCUAACUUCCUGGUAGCCGUGCUAACUUCCUGAAAGCCUGCACGGCUAACUUCCUGGUAGCCGUGCUAACUUCCUGGAAGCCUGCACGGCUAACUUCCUGGUAGCCCGCCGUGGCUAACUUUCUGCUAGCCCGUACAGUUAACUUCCUGGAAGUCAUGUUAAAUUCCUGGUAGCCCUGGCAACUAACUUCCUGGUAACCAUGGUUAGCAUGCUAACUUCCUGAUAGCCCAUGCUAUCUUUCUAGUAGCCGCCGUGGCUAACUUCCUGGUAGACAUGCUAACUUCCUGGUAGUCAUGUUAACUUCCCGGUAGCCCGCACGGCUAACUACCAUGUAGCCAUGCUAACUUCCUGGUAGUCCAUAUGGCUAACUUCCUGGUAACUAUGCUAAAUUUCUGAUAGCCCACGCGGCUAACUUCCUGGUAGUCUUGUAAACUGCCCGGUAGACCGCACAGCUAACUACCUGGUAGUCAUGCUAAUUCCUUGAUACCUCGUGGUAUCUGGUAACCAUGCUAACUGUCUUGUAUCCAUGCUAUCUUCCUGGAAGCCUGUACGGUUAACUUCUUGGUUACCCGCGUGGCUAACUUCUUGGUAACCCAUACAGUUAACUUCCUGGUAGCCCGCGUAAGUAACUUGGUAUUCAUGCUAACUUCCUGUUAGCCAUGGUUAGCAUGCUAACUUUCUGAUAGCCAUACUAUCUUCCUGGUACCCCGUGUGGCUAACUUCCUGGUAGACAUGCUAACUUUCUGCUAGUCAUGUUAACUUCUUGGUAGCCUGCAUGUCUAUCUACCUUGUAGCCAUGUUAACUUCCUGGUGGUCCAUACGGCUAACUUCCUGGUAACUAUGCUAACUUUCUGGUACCCACGCGGCUAACUUCCUGGUAGUCAUGUAAACUUCCCGGUAGACUGCACGGCUAACUACCUGGUAGUCAUGCUAAUUCCUUGAUACCUUGUGGUAUCUGGUAACCAUGCUAAUUGUCUUGUAUCUAUGCUAUCUUCCUGGAAGCCUGCACGGCUAAUUUCCUGGUAGCCCGCGUGGCUAACUUCUUGGUUGCCCGCGUGGCUAACUUCUUGGUACCCCAUACAGUUAACUUCCUGGUAACCCGCGUAAGUAACUUCCUGGUAUUCAUGCUAACUUCCUGGUCGCCAUGGUUAGCAUGCUAACUUCCUGAUAGCCAUACUAUCUUCCUGGUACCCAGUGUGGCUAACUUCCUGGUAGACAUGCUAACUUUCUGCUAGUCAUUUUAACUUCUUGGUAGCCCGCACGGCUAACUACCUUGUAGCCAUGCUAACUUCCUGGUAAAUAUGCUAUAUUUCUGGUAGCCCACGCGGCUAACUUCCUGGUAGUCAUGUAAACUUCACGGUAGACUGCACGGCUAACUAACUAGUAGUCAUGCUAAUUUCUUGAUACCUCGUACGGCUAGUUUUCUGGUAGCCUGCACUGAUAACAUCCUGGUAGCCCGCUCUGAUAAUUUCCUGGCAACCAUGCUAACUACCUAAUUUCUUGGUAGCCCGCGCAGCUAUCUUCCUGGUAGUCCACACAGAUCAUUUCCUGGUAACCAUGCUAACUGUCUUGUAUCCUUGCUAUCUUCCUGGAAGCCUGCACGGCUAAUUUCCUGGUAGCCUGCGUGGCUAACUUCUUGGUUACCCGCGUGGCUAACUUCUUGGUAGCCCAUACAGUUAACUUCCUGGUAGCCCGCGUAAGUAACUUCCUGGUAUUCAUGCUAACUUCCUGGUAUUCAUGCUAACUUCCUGUUAGCCAUGGUUAGCAUGCUAACUUCCUGGUAGCCAUGGUUAGCAUUCUAACUUCCUGAUAGCCAUACUAUCUUCCUGGUAGUGCGUGUGGCUAACUUCCUGGUAGACAUGCUAACUUUCUGCUAGUCUUGUUAACUUCUUGGUAGCCUGCAUGGCUAACUACCUUGUAGCCAUGCUAACUUCCUGGUAGUCCAUAUGGCUAACUUCCUUGUAACUAUGCUAACUUUCUGGUAGUCAUGUUAACUUCUUGGUAGCCUGCAUGGCUAACUACGUUGUAGCCAUGCUAACUUCCUGGUAGUCCAUUUGGCUAACGUCCUUGUAACUAUGCUAACUUUCUGGUACCCACGCGGCUAACUUCCUGGUAGUCAUGUAAACUUCCCGGUAGACCGCACGGCUAACUAACUGGUAGUCAUGCUAAAUCCUUGAUACCCCGUACGGCUAGUUUUCUGGUAGCCUGCACUGAUAACAUCCUGGUAGCCCGCACGGAUAAUUUCCUGGCAAGCACGCUAACUACCUGGUAGCCGUUGCUAAUUUCUUGUUAGCCCGCGCAGCUAACUUCACGGUAGUCUUGCUAACUUCCUGGUAACUACGCCAACUUCCUGGUAGCCCACACAGAUAAUUUUUCUGGUAACCAUGCUGACUAUGUUGUCGCCAUGCUAACUUCCUUGUAGCUCGCAUGGCUAACUUCCUUGUAGCCUGACGGUUACUUUCUUUCUUAUCAUCCUGGCUUCCUGUUUGUGGUUGCAGCAUUUUCCAAAUGCAUGUGUUGGUUUUUGUUUUUGGAUCUUUUCUGUGUUUGGAGCGUUUGCCCCUGUUGGCCACCAUUAAACAUAUACCUCCCACCCACCACCACCCACACACACUGUUAUGUACUUGAGGUCUAAGUUGGCAUCGCUUGAAUGUAUUAGAUUUAAGAAAAUAAGCAAAAAAAAAAACAAUGCAAACCUUUGCACAAAGACAAAACAAUCUUGCUGUUUGAUGCAUAUUGGAAGAAACCCAGCUCACUCACAUCCUGCACUGUUCAAAGUCUGGUACUUGUGCCCCCCGCCCCCCCCCCCCCCCCCCCCACCCCCCAUCCCCCCAUUCACACAUAUACAUCCCAAAAAAGUGUCACAGCCAGUGGGAAAAAAACAAAACUGUCCACUUUUUUUGCACCUCUUGACGCAAAAUCCAGACUGUUUACAAAGGAGAACAUUUCAAAACAAUUUUUACUAACACACACACACACACACACACACACACACACACACACACACACACACACACACACACACACACACAGUAAGGUUGGUACAGCCCCCCUCCCACUCCCUUCUCUCUUGUGUCUAUGUGCUUCAUUGUAUGGCAGCAGCGGGUGGGGGGCAAAUAAAAGAUUAUUUUUCUAAAAAAAAAAGAAAAAAAAGGAGGCACACAUUCGGGGACUGAAGAAGAUGCCAAAUGCUGCAUGAGACACUUCUAGUUUGUUUUUUAAAUGUGCACAAGCGACCAUUGUGGCAGUCGCUCCAUGAUGAUGAUGAUGAUGAUGAUGAACACAUGAAAAAAAAAAAAAAGAAA
This is a messenger RNA of Nerophis lumbriciformis (worm pipefish), 5612 nucleotides long. RefSeq names its product F-box and leucine-rich repeat protein 20 (gene fbxl20). Gene Ontology annotation, molecular function: protein binding. NCBI's taxonomy places the organism in Eukaryota, Metazoa, Chordata, Actinopteri, Syngnathiformes, Syngnathidae. The record is from RefSeq and is a predicted model, not a curated record. Gene Ontology annotation, biological process: SCF-dependent proteasomal ubiquitin-dependent protein catabolic process. Gene Ontology annotation, cellular component: SCF ubiquitin ligase complex.